GUUGAAGAAGAAGACCAAAAUUAAAGUGCAUGUGACUUUGAGAGAGUAGGAAAAAUUAGGAAGAGACUUUGAGCAGCUAUUUCUUUUGUCUGCUACCUCGUUAACUCUCUCUAUCUCUCUACCAAAAUCCCCAAAUCGUUAAAAAUUAGGGUUUCAAGUUUGAAGAAGCAGAGAGAGAGAGAGAUGAGUGCUUCAAGGUUUAUUAAGUGUGUCACCGUCGGCGACGGCGCUGUCGGAAAGACUUGUCUGCUCAUCUCCUACACCAGCAACACUUUCCCCACGCUUUGGAAACUUGGAUUUGUUGUUGGGUCCGAAUGUGCAGUGUACAUAGAUAUUUUCAAGGAAAGUUACUCAAAAGGCUUGUUCUUUUUGGAUUAUGUGCCAACUGUGUUCGAUAAUUUCAGCGCCAAUGUGAUUGUGGAUGGAAACACUAUCAACUUGGGACUGUGGGAUACUGCAGGCAAACUAAGACCUUUGAGCUAUCGAGGCGCAGAUGUCUUCUUGCUUGCAUUCUCCCUCGUCAGCAAAGCUAGCUACGAGAAUGUUUCCAAAAAGUGGGUUCCUGAACUGAGACAUUAUGCUCCUGGUGUUCCCAUCAUCCUCGUUGGAACCAAGCUUGAUCUUCGAGAUGACAAACAGUUCUUCGUCGAGCACCCUGGUGCUGUGCCUAUCUCUACUGCUCAGGGUGAGGAGCUGAAGAAGCUGGUUGGGGCACCUGCUUAUAUCGAAUGCAGUGCAAAAACACAACAGAAUGUGAAAGCGGUGUUUGAUGCUGCUAUCAAGGUAGUUCUCCAGCCACCUAAAAACAAGAGGAGGAAGAAGAGAAAAUCUCAGAAAGGUUGUUCUGUAUUGUGAUUCAAUAAGGAGAAAUGGAUCAACUUGGGAGAGUUAGAGCUACAACUUUGUUUUCUUCAGUGAAGCAGGAAUCUGUUGUUGUUUGUAGUCUGAAAAUUUGAUAACUAGUAACACAAGUUAUUUGUAUUCUUGUUUGCAUUUCGAUCUGUAAAUAUAUACUACGAAUCCUUGAUUUCUUUGUUUCCAAUUUGAGUAGUGAAUUAUUCUCCAAUUUGAGUUUUAUGUGGUUUCAGCCAGAAUAAGCCGGCCUUACGGGUA
Molecule: messenger RNA, 1113 nt
Organism: Thlaspi arvense
Lineage: Eukaryota; Viridiplantae; Streptophyta; Magnoliopsida; Brassicales; Brassicaceae
Source: the annotation of a GenBank genome assembly